Trichomonas vaginalis G3 is the source of this 2544-nucleotide messenger RNA. RefSeq lists its product as uncharacterized. Gene Ontology annotation, molecular function: protein binding. The transcript has a single exon. The coding region runs from base 1 to 2544 and encodes 847 amino acids. Lineage: Eukaryota; Parabasalia; Trichomonadida; Trichomonadidae. The record is from RefSeq and is a predicted model, not a curated record.
AUGAAAAAAAUAAAUAUUCUUGAAAGGAUAUUUCGUUACACCUCAAUUCGAGAGUUAUCUUUAAUUGGCCAUAAUAUAUCCAACAUAAGAAACAUUUCCUCUUUAUUUAAAUUGAAAAAAUUAAACCUUUCAUGGAAUUCAAUUACGGAUUUUACUCCACUAACGAAAAUUGUCGAUUUAGAAACAAUAAUUCUAAAUAACAACAAGAUAGAUUCAAUACCAUCAACAAUUAAAAAUCUGAAACACCUUCGAUUUUUAGGUAUUCGUUCAAAUAAAAUAAAAGACUAUGAAGAAUACAAAAAGCUUACGAAUAACAUUACAUUAGUUAGUUUGGAUAUAUCAAAUAAUCCAUUUGGACGCGAAGAAAAUGAUCAACUAUAUAUUAUUUUUACAUUACCACAGAUACAAGUUGUAAACAGACAAGAAAUUACUCAGUAUAUGCGAGAUAAUGCUAAUAAGCUAUAUUCUUCUGAAACAAUUCAACAAAACAAUCAAAAAGAUUUUAAUUUACAACAAAAAUACGAAGAUUUGCAGCAGCAACUAUCAAUUUUUCAAGAUAAAUUAAAACAAACACAAUCCAAACUAGACACUGCGAAUGAAACAAUACGAAAUAAUCAAGAGCAAAACAAUGAUUAUCAAAGAUUGUCGAAAUUAUUACGAUCAACUCAAGCAGAAAGAGAAAAACUUGCAUCAGAAUUAUCAGUAUUAAGGUCAGAAUCAAUGACACUGAAAGAAAUGCUGACACAACUUCAAGAAGAAAAUUCUGAAAUUUCAGAUGAAGAAACUAACAGUCCUGAGUACGUAAAAGUUAAGAUUCUUAAGAAGAAACUUCAUGAUUCAGACGUUAUGCAGCGAACAAUUGCGAAAAAUGCGCAUAAGGAAAUUAAGAAAAUAAAUUCAGAAAAACAACAACUUUUGAACACAAUAAAUGACUUAGAAAUGUUCAAGGCUGAUGCAUUAAGAACAAUUGCUGCAUUAAAUCUAAAUAACAAAAAUUUAAAAUCUGAUCUUGAAAAUACGAGAAAAGAACUUGAAACAAAGAACGAAGCUUUCCUUGAAGAAUUUGCUAAGAUGAGAAUACUUUUAGGUGAUCAAUACAAUCAUCUCUCUUCUAUUUCAAUUGAAAACGAAGAAAGAUUAAAAGGAGAAUUAAAAAACAAAAAUGAAAUGUAUAAUUUAGAAUCUGCAAUACAGAAGAUCAAAAGUGAAAGAGAUUCUGCACAACUACGACUUGCAGAUUUAAAUGAUUCUCAUGCAGAAGAGAAACAAGCAAUAAUAGAAAAGUUUUCUCUUAAAUCAAAACAACAACAAUAUUUGAUUGAUGAAUUAAAAUCAAAACUAAAUGAAUCUGAAAACAAAAACAAUAAGAUUCAGAAAGAAAAAGAAAGAUUAGAAAGGAAACUCGCUAGAUUGUUUGAUGUUUAUGGUAAACUCAAAGAAAUGAGAGACAAUGAAUUACACGAAACACAGAAAACAAAUGAUGAAAUGCAAUCAAUUCAAAAGGAAUUAAAAGAAAAUGAAGAAAAAAUGAAAAGGAUUCAGAUGUCGAAACAAACUGAUGAUGAGAUCUUUAAUACAUUAGCGAGAAAACAUAAAGACAUGGAAAAGAAAUACAACCAAUUAUUAAAUGCCGACAGCGCAAACAAAAUGUUAAUUAAGAAUAUUGAAGCUCAUGAAAAACUCAUCACAGAAAGAGAAAAGAAAAUCGAUAAUCUGGAAGCGGAAAGAGAUAAAUUAUCAGAUGAAAAUGAAAAACUCAGACAAGAAAACUUCAAGAUGCAAGCAAAGAUACAAGAAUUAACAGAUGUAGAAAAAGCUGGAAGACAAAAUAUUGCUAUUCUUGAAGACAAAAAUAAAUCAAAUGAAGAAACAAUUGAAAAUCUCAGAAAUGAACUCAAAAACAAGACAAAAGCGCUUGACGAAAUUGGUUCGAAACUCCAGACGUCAAACACCGAUAAUAUUAAACUUAUUGGUGAGAAUAAGAUUCAAAAUGCUAAACUAGCUCAGUUGAAAUCAGAUUUAGCUGAAAUCAAAGAUUUGACUGAUUCACCGAAAUUCAGUUCUCUCAAUAACUUUGAAAAAGUUUCUCAGUUCUUAAAUAAGUUUAACGAUGUAUUGAAUGCAAUAGGAUUAGAAGAUAUCUCACCUUUCAUCAAGAAUCCAAGAAUGAAACUGGAUUUGUAUCCAGACAAAACAGUUCAAGUUGAAUCUGAAAGUGAAACAUUGCUUCAAAAACAAAGAAGAAUCUUAAAUGCAGUUAGAAAAGAAUUAACUACAUUCCCUAAUGUUGGAAACUUCAUGCAACCUACAGAAGAUGAUAUUGAAGGGCAACUCGAUCAAUUGCACAAAUUAGUUGCAAUUAUUAAAGCUUUGUUUGAACAACGCGAAAAGAAUAUCACAGAAAUGAGUAAAGUUGUUGCUUCUCAACAUAGAGCUGUAAUGGCAAUGAGCCAGCGGCCGAGCAUGUCAACAAUUGCUGAAUCUGAAUCAAACUUAUCUCGUGCAAAGUCAAUAAUAGAAAAUGACUCUAAACUUAAUAAUUAA